This is a messenger RNA of Cinara cedri, 15023 nucleotides long. The record is from the annotation of a GenBank genome assembly. NCBI's taxonomy places the organism in Eukaryota, Metazoa, Arthropoda, Insecta, Hemiptera, Aphididae.
AUGAACGGCGUAGUGCGGGGACAGCAUUCGAUCACGUCGUCAGGUGCGAUAACGACGGUGCGAUUUCAGGACCGACGGCCGGUGACCGAAACCGCGACGCUGGUAACUACCCGAUGCCGCCGCACUGAUUUCGGCGACGACGGGACACUGCAGCAAACGGUUUUGUACGGCGGCGCCGACAGCGACCGCUGCAGCAGGGACGCGAUGGCCGCGUCCGUAGCGUUGCUCGAACGUUACCAACAGCCGGCGGCCGUGACGGCCGUGACGGCACAGGCCGUAGUGGCUGACGGCGACCGGUCGCACAGGCACGGCGGCGGCGGCCACUAUCGGGGUCACGGUUACCGGCCGCAUCACAAGUACAACAGCGUGUCGGCCGGCAGCGCGCUGUCCAAGUCCAUGCGGUAUGCCGACGGUUGGCUGUACGAACGGGACGCCGGCGGGACCGUGGGCCACGGCCGGGGGAGCGGUGGCCGGAGCAAGGCGCAGCGUAGCACGUUCCUGGGACGCGAACAAUUCGGGCCCGCGGCGACGACGGUGGCGGCGGCGGCCGUUAAAGCCCCGUCACAGCGUGCGCCGCCUCCGCCGCCGUCGUCCACGUCCGACGAUCCGUACGAUCGCGUCCGAAAAAACCGCAUGGCCGGCGCGACGACGACGACGACGAUCGCGACCGGGAAACCGGACAGAAAGCGCGGCCGCAGCGGUUCGCCGCGGACCCCGUCGCCGGACUACGACGACACGGGCGGCGGUAUCACCGGGUCGUCGUCCCGUCGUUCGAUCCUCGAGUGCAACGUCAAUCCGUACGACCUCCUACGGCAGCCCUCCGACGACGACGACGACGACGACGACCACGACGACGGCGUCGACCGCGGCGACUGCAGUCCCAAGAGGAUGUCGCUCAAAGACAAGUUCAUCAACAGGAUACAGGACACUGUGUUCACCAAGAAUAGGACGAGCGUCGGCGGCUUCGGUUCGUUCUCGUCCAACGGUUCGGCCAAAAAAACUACCGCCACCGAACGGAACAGCGGCGGCGUCAACAUCGCCGGACACACGGUAAGCGUCACCUAAGUGAUCCAUUCAGAUACGUUUACGAACGCGCUGUUUGUCGGAAACAUUUUUUUUUACGGUACCGAUAUAAUGUUUUGUUGUGUGUAUUCAGGUGCGGUUGUUCGACGGGAAGACUACAGUUAACCAUAAUAAGACCCCGUCGUCGUCGUCGUCGUCGUCGGUGUGGUACGACGACGGGUCGGCUGCGGACGCGGCGGCCGCCGCGGCGGCCACCACGACGCCUACUGUAACGGUCACGGCAACGUCCCAGGACCAAUCGCCGGUCAGGCCUCCACGACGCCGGUGCAAACCCCCGGUGGCCGCCGGCGGCGGUUCGUCCGCGGGCCCGACCAAGCGGUCGCAUUCGCUCACCGCCAGCACGACGCCCGUAAUGGCCGAGAUCAAGUCCAUACUGAAGAAGCCCGUGUCGUUGACCACGGACGACCUGAGCCCGGUGAGGGUCCGGUCGCCGGACGCACAAACCACGGUGCCGUCGGCCGCGGUACCGCGCGACGCGUCCCAGAAGAAGACCAAGAAACAGGUGCAAUUCGACAUCGUCACGGUGCCCGCGAUCGAGACGGCCCGUCCAGAGAGCCCGGACGGGGCCCUGACGCAGCCGCGAGACUGUAGCGCCGCGGCCGAAAUCGAGCCGUCCGCCUCCGCGCCGGCGCCUGCCGCGUCACAUCCACAACAAUGCCGCGGCAGACAAAGUCCGAUCCGUAAGUCAUCCAAAUGUCUAAGGCGGCCGUCGUUAUCCGUUUUCCCGAAAGAUGCUUUCUACCGGUUUCGAUUUCUUCGAUUUCUUUAUCUGUUUUGCGACGACGCGUGUUGACAGCGUUUCGUCCACGGUGUUUCCGCGGAACGAUAAAACCGAAAAAAACAAUUUUCGCCUUGAACUGUUUCACCUAUUGGAUUGCGUCGACUCGGCGGCGACGAAUCUCUUCGCCCGAAUCGAGCGUCUGAUUAAUCUCGGUCGACUCGAUGAAAAUUAGAUUUCUCCAAAUUCUGUAGCACGUGCGAUUCGGCGGUAUUGCACGCGGCAUUGACUUGUCGCUAAUGGCGUAACGUGAUUUCUCCGAGUCCUUCUCCGCUAUGACGCACCGCGCGCGUAAUUACGCCGUUCAACGGCCGACUAACGCGGUAAUAAAGUAACCGGAUUCGGACGGCGGUUGCGGACGGCGAACCGUGAUUUCUGUCGUUCGACCGUCGGGACCCCGGGCGAGAUUUUAACUCGCCCGAUUUUUAAACGACCGCCGGUAAACCGUACCGGGGCCGAAUCGAGUCCCAGACGCCGCAUUGGUUUUGUCAAUCGCCCUCGAUUCGUUUCCGACCGUACGAUAUCCCUACGCGGCCCAUCGAAAGCACCGUCGUCAUCUGCCCCGUGUCCCCCGUAUUCGUGUCACGUUGUGACGAAUUUGUUAUUUGUUUUUUUUUUUUUACUAUAUAUUGUUUAUUUACUUUUCGUACAGCUGGCGCGGACGUGAUCGUGGCGGCCGUCGAACGGAAACUGAAACGGAGCCUGAGCGACAGACAAAAAUCCGGGAAUGCGGCCGAAUCGGACGACGUGACGGUGUUCAACGACACGAUGCGGAUCCAUGUCCGGCACAAGAACAGGCCGGACAGCCGAUCGGCUUUCGAUAGACCGGCCGAACCUCCUCCGCCGCCGCCUCCGCCUCCGCCGCAAGUCCCUCGACCGUCCGCCGCCGUACUUCGGCCGGCGGCCGUUACCGAACUGUUCCUGUGCAACGGCAACGGCGGUACCGAAGAUAACUGCAAGACGGUCGUCCAAGUACAGUCCGACGACAGUGGCCGGGGCGACCCGCAGGAAUAUCCCGCGGAACCGGAACAGAAGACGUCUAUAUUGAUCAACUCGAGUCCGGGCCUGAAGACGUCUGUGAUAAUCGGCGAAGGCGGCGCGGCAUACGCGGCGUCGUCAGACAACAAGGUGACCAUAAGCAUAGGGCCGACCGAGUCGAACGCGAAAACGGCCGGUCGGGGCAGGGCCAUCGGGAACUACCGGAGCAACGUGACGGUGGUCGACCGGGCGGGAUCGCGAAUGUCCGAAUUCAUCCGGAUGAACUACGACCCGGUGCAGGCGGCCAGGCUGGACAUGACGCCGCACGUGUGCGGCCGACGGUCCGCCGGGGAUACGCCGCUUGUCAGCCCGUACAGGGUGUCCAACAUCGAGAAGCACCACCGCGGUGGCGACGGCGUCCCGUCGCUGUCCGACGACGCCGAGUCCAGUUCCGAGUCGUGUUACGCCUCGGCCAAGGAGGACGCGUCGUACACGUCCACGUCGUCUUUCUCGUCGUCCUCGUCUUCGUCCGCCGCGUCCUGUUCGUCGUCUACGGCGGUCGCCAGCGGGUCGCCGCACAUGCACCGCCAGAGCGUCGGCUACGACCCCGAACCCAUCUACGAGGAGAUUUCGGAAUCGCCCACGCCACCGCCGUUGCCGUCAUGUCCACCGCCCGAACGUGCGGUCGACCCGCGGGACGAGCCGGCUGCCGCCAUACCGUCCAGGUCGAUAUUCGAAGGGGCCACCAAGUACGACAUCAUUAACUACUUGGUGGACGCUAAGCGCCGCUGUGGCGCCCUGCACGACACCAGCUGCCACCCGAAGUUCGUGGUGAUGGCUGACGAACAGGCCGCCGGUUCGUCCGAGUCGGACGCCAACGGUACAAACGACUCCGGCGACGAGUACGGCGUCGGCGCCGGCGGCUGUGGCAGGGGUACGGGGACCGCGGCCGCCGCGGCCCUACAAGCCGCCGCGGCCGAGGCCGCCAAAAGGGCGUCGGCGGACAUCGAGCGCAACGACUCGGGCGUCGGUUCGGAGACGAGCCAGAGCUCGCGGAGCAAGUGGCAGCAACAACACGAGGCCCAGCACAGUUGCGAGGAUUGCGAUCAGCUCGUCGAAAUACAGACGACGGACGGGUGAGUACUAUCGGUAUUUCGGUAUAAUACGUCGGCCCGGCACUUUUUCAGAAAAAAUAAGUCGAUACCGUUCGCGGGCAGCACGCGGACCGCCGUGUGGUUAGUUGCAGAACGCAGGGCAUACAGGGCGAUAUUCGUCAUAAAUAAAUACUGCACGCGACGGAUAAAUCAUUGCAAACGAAAAACCGAUUUUUAGCGGAGUAACAUUAGUCGUUUUUUCGCAAAACAGACGUCCGCCGUCUUCGGAUACCCCGACGACAAAUGGAGGGGAGGGGGCGGGGGAAAACUACGCGCAAAGUGCACCGCUGCAAAUGUCGACAAAUGUUUUCGUCAAUGUACCAAACUGAGCUAAUAACCGGGUAAACGUAUUUUAUGCGGAGACGAGUUAGGUUUUGAGCGUGCUAUUCAAAUAAAGCCCGAAUGAAAGACGUAAUUGCGGUCGUAAAUAAAUGAUAAUUACACUUAAAUCGUUGGUUCGGAGCGGUCGUUUUGUGAUAAUUUCAUUGAGCAAUAACAGAGAAGGAAAUGAAUAAAAUGAAUUGUGCGUUUAAACUAAGUGCGAGUAUUAAGAAAUAAUUAAAAAGUGGAUGUCUUCUGUUCUUUGUUUCGCCAAAACCGGCCACAGAUUUAUUCAAAUGUAUUUUAUUAGCCCCGUCUUUUUCGAGGUCGGUUAUCGUUAGAUUCACGUUUAUCCUUUUGCGUUUCACAUUUUAUCGGCGUCGGCGCGUUUAUGAUAUUCAAGAACGCAUUUCGAAAAAUAUGGCGGCCAAUAGCGUCCGAAUCUCGUAAACGAUGUAAUAUCCAUCUUCUUGUCAAGCCCGACUUUGAAAUGUCAAUAAUAACAACAAUAGUAACAAAAAUAUAAACGCAAACUAAUACGUAUAGGUAAAUACUCAAAUGAUAAUAUGAACCUAUUGAUUAGAAAACGAAUUUGGUAAGACCGGGAAAAAAAUCACAUUUACGUUUUAAAUGUCGUACCGCGACCAAUAAUAACCUCUAACCUGACCAAGGGGUUAGCCCGUCGGUCUGUCGUUCUCCACAUUCGCAAGCUCCGCCGUCUUUUUCACUAAAGUCCCAUUUAACCGAGUCGGAUUUAUUCCUCGCCGCUCCAGCUUUUUAUCUGUUUAAGGUAUCCGUGGCGAGUUUCCGCCCGACCGAAGUCGUUCAUCUCACUUCGUGUGGGAUUCGUGCAGUUCUUUGGCCGCGUGCACGAAACGUCUUCGGGAUUUAAGUCCCGUGGUCAAUUACAAUAAAUCCGAACGCAGGGUGUCAUUCGUUCUUCGUCUGUUCGGUUUUUUUCCCGCUAGAAUACCAACAAACGGUACAAUAUAACAACUAAACAAUACGACCCCCCCCCCCGGGCCAUUUAGAACGUCACAUUAAUAAUCGUGUUGAGCCGUGUUGAGCGGUUUACCCGUUUGGCCGCGAAUAUGUAAUUUUCGGAAUCGAAUUCGCUCGUAUUUAAAAACCAUACGAAAUCGACUUAAACCUCCUCCUCCUCCUCCUCCUCUUUUUUGUCUGGCACCGAAGAUGCGUAACAAUGGUCGGCCCGCGGCAUUCGCUCGGGCGCAGCGGCCGCGUUUUCAGGCGAUUCAAAUAUUAUCGCGUUUUCGGUUUUUAUCCGCCCACGACGACGGGGCGAUAACACGUCGGCCUAAAAACAAAAAUAACCGCUCUCUUUUGUGCAAAGUCACGUUUUAUUGUAUGCACGAUAUACGGUGUGCGCAACGCGUUGAGAAAGUGACACGCGUGCGUAGCAGCGUAAUAUACAGGGCGGUUCUUUGGUUCGCGUACCAGCGAUUUUCUCGGAGGAUUUUAAACGAAUUUGAUUUGUUUCGUUUUUUCAACUAUUUACCACUACUCCUCGCACCCGAAACGGGUAUCCGUUUCGGAUAUUCCCGAACAACACCCUCCCGUUUCAAUCACCGCGCAUUCGAAUGGCGAAUAUUUUUCCAGAAACGUCGAUAUGCCCAUCAGAUUCACCGUUUACGAGGCCGCGGCAGUUUAAAGUUCAAGCCGGAGCGUGCAGGCAAGGGGGCGAUAAAUCGAAAAAACUAUUUUGAAAUGAUAAACCGAUAACUGUACCUUACUUCCCGUCGGUAUGAACUUCAAACUGUUAUAACACCCGCGGGCGGUCAAUCUGUUAAUUGUUUGUUGCGCGUAUCGCCGCGUCCGAAAUAGUGUUAAAACAAUAUUCAAACGAUCCAGCCACCCCGCAUAACGAUAGGAAACAAAAAAAAAAAAAAACGGAAAUCAAUUUCUCUCGAAACACUCCCGGACAAUUGACCGCGCUGUAUACGAACGUAGUUUAGGCCGCGCGUGGUUCCGGUGUUAUUAUUCACGAGCGGUUAAUUUGAAAAAAAAAAAAAAAACAAAAAAAAAAUUAAAAACAAUCCGGGCCCGCAGCCCGAAGACCGCGAUAAUCGCGAUAAUCUGCGAUCGCGUGUCACCGCGUUUUAGCAACGCGGCUCUAAUACGUUGUCGUCGUGUGCGCGGACCGCGAGUCUCGCCGCCGUCUGUUUUCGGUCACGAUUCGCCGGCAAACGAAACGUUCCCGCGGCCGUCAAACGCGCCGCGCCGCGGCAACAUUGCUGCCGUCCACUUGUUACCGCGUAACAGCACGCGCAACCGAGAACCGCGCGUAACGAGACCGUCGGAUUAACAACGAGCGUUCCCGAAAAUUUCCGCUCUGUUCAUUUCGUUUUGUCGGAGCGUGCGGCCGCACCGGGUGGCCCCCGGAGGGUUCCGUUUCAAAACGCCGCUUUCGGCGGGGGCGGGCGAAAAUCAACGCGACACCGGUCGUCAAACGGUACAACCUCCGAGUUCAACCUCUGCGCAAAACAUUUACGGUAAUUAAACGGCGACGUUUCAUACGGUUUGAGGGACGGGAGUGCGUCCAGACACGAACGCGACUGGAUCGGCUAGGUCAGAACAUUUGUAUGCGCGUCAAAUCGAAUAAAUACUAAAGAAAACACCUCGAUAACUUUGAAUUACUACAGGAAAAAAAAACUGAAUUUUAAUAUCGUCAAUUGUCCCGCGUUGUUCCUACGGUUUUUUUUCCCGGUUUUCCUCGUCACUAAGACAACUGCAAAGAAAACGAAAAAGUUACCGCCUUGUCGUUGAAACUAGACAAAAUUUCCGUUGAGAAAGUGUAUCGCAGUUAUGAUCGGAACGAGAUUUCUGGUAAGUCGUAGUAUAGACAAUAAAACACGAAUUGUAGCAAAAGGUAAACCCGGCGCAUUGCUCGUUGAACACAAAAAUCUAAAAACCUAAAAACAGAAUCUAAAGUGUCCAUUAGAUAAUCGCUAUUAAACAAAACGAAUCAAUCGACCAAUCGUUACCCAGAACGUAUAAUCCCACAGUCGUCAUUGAUAACAAUAAACAAUUUUCGAGUUUUCUCGUUUCGCGGCGAACUAUAUUAUUAUUGGUAUUGUUGUCAGAUUAUGAAUAGGAAUGUAUUGGUUUUACAACGAUGUUUGUUUCCUUUAUUUUUCGGGGUUAUUUUUUGAAAUUCUCAUUAAUAUUCGAGAUGACGAGGAAGACACGGAUUCUUGGGAUAAAAAAAGAUUGAAAGAUUGGAAACAAAGUCGUCAUCGGCAACCGUUUUUUUAUUCAUUUUUUUUUUUUUUGUUAUUAUUAAUUAAUUAAUUUUAAAUCUUUUUUAAACAAUCAUUGUGGUCACGGAAAUGCCCGUUGUUGUAAUCAUUUUGCCAUAAUAUUAUGAUACGUACGUUGUUGACAAAGCAACACUAUCAAACCAAACUCCGAAUCGUUGUUUUGUCAGCAAUGGCUUUAUCGCUGAUAUACAUUACAUUCCCGUCUGUAUGCUAUCUUUCCAACUUCCCACCCACAAAAGUGGCUGCGCCCAUACGUACGGAGUAUUCUGUUCUUUUUUUUUUCUUUUUCUUUCUUUUGUCGCUAUUAUCAGAACAAGUACGUUUUUUGACAUUUCAACGCGGUGAACCGUAUCGGUUCAAAAACGUCGACGCGCGCACGGCCGUUGACGCGUAUUCCGCUACGGGAAAUAGCCGAAACCGGCCGAACCUCGGAAAUGCCAGGGGCAAAACGGGAAGUUAACGUCGUGCUUCGACUUUUGCCCGGUGAUCAACCGUACGAAAUCGCGGCGUUCGUAAAUUUCAAUAAUUACACAGUAGGGUGUGACAUUGUGUUUUAGUAUUUUUUUUUUUUUUCAAUAUUCCGUAUAAAAUAACGAAAAAAUACGUAAAUAUUAUUUGUUCCGGACACGAUUAAAUCCGAUUGAAUUUGUGAAUUGAAAAAUUUAAUCCGCCGGAUUACAAAAGAAAAAGAUCGAAAGUAAAUUUGUUUAUUCGUUGCUAAUAUUGCGCCGUUCGCCGUCCUCGGUAAUAAUUCGGGACGUUUACUCGCUACGGAAACGCGAGACUUACGGACGCUGUACGGUUUCGCACAAAUGCGGCCGGUGACUACCGGGUUUCCCCGGACAACAAAAGCGCCGUAAUAUAAAGGCGUUUUGGCCGAGUGUUGCGGGCACUUUGCGUGUUUCCCGGACGUUUCGGGGGUUUGCCGGUUUUCGGCCUUUCCCCCCCCCUCCCCCCCGUAACACAUUUCUAUGCUGUAUGUCUCUGAAUAAAGGCGCAUUGUCUCCGGGCUUAAUUAUUGGAUUUUGUGAAACAAAAAAAAAAACGACGAAACAAAACCGUACGUUUUUCGGGCGUAAACUGACGGAUGUCCGUGUGACGAUUCUGUCGACAGGGGCAUCAUGUUCGCGCCGUUGGUGUGCCGCAAAUGUCACAAGCGCCGGGCCGAGCGCCGGGAGAUCAUCGCCGAAAUCGUGGAGACGGAAGAGAAGUACGGCCGGGACUUGGACAUAAUCACCGAAGAGUUUUACCGGCCCAUGUUGGUGGCGGGUCUGCUGAACGCCGACCAAUUGACGUCCGUGUUCCUCAACGUUUCCGAGCUGAAAGAGCACAGCGCCGCGCUGUCGCUGAAGCUCCGCGACGCCUACGAGAUAGCCGUCGAACAGGGCGACGACGACCUGCUCACCGUCAACAUCGGCCGGCUGUUCCUGGAGGCCUCGCCGUCCAUGUUGCACGCGUUCCAGUCGUACUGCACCCGACAGGUAUUUGCAUCGUUUCGUUUUUUAGCUUCGAACAUAAAAGAAAAAAAAAAAAAAACUAUCAGAGUACAUACCGUACGGAAAUCCGGGUUACGGUAAACGUUUAUUUUGAUUUCAAUAAACCGUUUAAAAAGUUCCGAAACACCGUCAUUACUGGUGGUGAACACGUAAUCCGGAUCAAUCGAACAUCGGGUGUUGCCUUUACCGAUCCGGGUUGACCGAAAUGUGACAAUCUUUACAAUCCGGAUAUUACAACGGCCGAUUCGGAAUUCGGUUUGUUCGAAAACGACUAGAGUCGCUCGGUCGUUACACCACUUUAAAAAUGAUUUCCGUUGCAAUUAUUCAGUAACAACCGUUAAGCACAUAGUUUGUUUACUUUUUCCCUCUCCCGGAUUCAUCCGAAUUAUCGAAUUUUACAAUCUAGUUUUAUAUCCGGAUUAGCCGGCUUUUUUCUAAAAUUUUUUUUUUUUUUCGUGCUUAACCCGGAUUUUCGUAUUACGAAAACUUCUGCUCAGCGCUGUGGUUAUAAAUUAUAAUAUACCUCCUAAUACAGUAUUUAUAGAAACAAAACAAAUGCGUUUUUAAAUCAACGAUUUUCGUACUGCAGGGUAACGCCGCUCUGCUAUUGGCCAACCUGGAGAAAGAGAAAGAGCUGUUGCGCAUAUUCUUGCGGGUGUCGCAAAUGGAAAACGCUGUGCUACGCCGGAUGAACCUCAACAGUUUCCUAAUGGUAAGUACGACGCGUGACUUAUCGGUGAACUUGACCCAUAGCCGAAUAACGACACCAAGUAGAUUAUACGGAGUAGGCGAUCCGAGACAUAAAACGUUCGUUUUAUUACCGGCAGCAAUACGAUUUCUAUACUCCUCACGAGGUUUACUGGAAAAUAAAAUGUAUAUAAAAGGGAGUAGUUGUUUUUACAAGGAAGAGCAAAUGGGGAUUGAUUCCGCCCGGUGGCUUUUCUAUAAUUCUUUGCAUUAUUUUUCUCCCCCCUCCCCUCCCCCCGUGCGGAUUUCCGCGGACAGAGGUUAUAGAUACUGCACAAGUUGCGUACAAUAUGAAAAAAUGAUUGCUUCGCGAAUUUCGGUAAACCGUUUUUUUUUUUUUGUCGUUUCGAGCGACGGGACCGUGCGCCAAUAAUAUUAUCGUUUUCCGAAAACAGGUGCCCGUACAACGAGUCACCAAGUAUCCGCUUUUGUUGGCCCGUCUGUACAAGGUCACGCCCGAACACCACCUGGAGGCUAGACAGACGCUCAACGAAGCGAGACACAAGAUACAACUGCACUUGGAACACAUCAAUUCGGUGAGUUCUUUUUUAUUUGUAUUUUUUGCGUUUUUUAUUUCGCGGAAAAUAUAUACGAAUCCGUUUUUUGUUUACAGCUGGCUAAAGACAUCAGUUCCACGAAACUGUGGCGAAAGAUCUACGCGAUCAACGGCAAGCGACCGGAUAACGAGGACCUGGCGGACAUCAAAUUUCGCAAGGUGUGUAAUAACGUUUAUUUGUAUACGGUGUCGCGAAAGCAGCGAAUAGAAAAUUAAAAAUCCAUUAAUGCGAAAAAAAAAACCCCGACGAAAUAAAUUGUUUGGAAAAGAGCAGGAGUGACAAGAUCGAGAUAAUGUUGAAAGGUUAGAAGCGAAGGAAAAAAAUAGAAAGAUUAAAAGAAGAACAGUGUAAAACUUUUGUUCGAGAAAUGCCAGCCUUAAGGUGUAUAGAAUUACGGUGCCGAAUAUAAUAUUUGACUUUAAAGUUAUUCUGUAGAGCCGUUGAGCCUGUCUCCCUCGAGUCACCUUGAUAAGCCUAUUCGGUGGCCUAGCCAGAGAGCUGCAGUCAUUGACCGUCUUUAAAUUAAAAGAAAUUGAUAUAAACUCUAGAUUAGGUUCAGAUAUUCACUGUAAAGCGUUGACAACUUAUUACUACGUCUCGGAAGUUGUACGAGCUAAGAUAAACGAAAUAUGCAUGCAAGUACGCGCAAAACUAUUAAAUGUGCGAAAUAAAAUAACAGUUAACAAUAGAUAUGAACAAAAAUGCAUUUUUAAUAUUUUUGAAUUUCUAUGUUAAAUAAACGUAAUAUUAUGAUUCGUUUUACGCGGCGGCUCUACGGAUUAUACAAACAUAGAUAUAAGAAAAUAUUAAAAAACGCACUUUUGUUAUCUAAAAUUGACUAACUAUGCGCUUUACACUGUACUUUUCUGGACUCGUCGGUCAAUGGUGUAUAAAAGCUAUAGCUUAUUGGUCUGCUAUCAAUCGAUAACUUCCUACACGUUGCUUGUAAAAUAAUAAUCGUCAUACAUGUGCGAGCCCAGCCUCUAGACUAAAGUUUAAUCUUUGAUAGCGCCGGACAGAUAAUAGAUCGGCGCACCGAGCUUUAGAAUUUUCACCUACUCAAAAUUAUACGAAAUAGAUCAAAACGGAUGUAAAUUCGGUUAAUUAACAAGUAUAAUUCUGUGCGUGCCGCCGAAAUUUUCUCGGUAGCUCACCGGUUAAAUCCGCGCCUGAUUCUGGAUACGUCACACUCGAGUUUACCAUUAUAAUUAAUGUGGAAAUCGUCGUGGUUUUUUUUUUUUUUUUUUUUUUGACGCGUCCCGUACGAAAUAAACAAAAACCAGAUGUGUUUUCUUGUCGCAUUAUUGUUGAAUAAAGAUGAUUUUUUUUUUUUUUUUUCCCCGGUGGCAGGUGGCCGUCGACGUGCUCGAAUGGUCGGGACUCGGAGAAGAGAUCCGGUUCGCCAUGGAGGGACGGCUGCUGUACACGCAACCGUCGGACCACAAUUGGCGGCGCGGAGGAAGGACCAUCAAGCUAAUGCCGAUAAACGCAAUCAUCGUGACGCUCGGAAAGGUGAACAAUAUUUUAUAAACCAUGCUUACCGUAACAAAAUAGUCUACAACCCAUGUUCACCGUGUUUCCGUUAAUGGCAAUGUUCUUAUGCGUGUGACGUUACGUGUUUUCAGCCCAACGACAAUUACAACCCGGACGCGGACGACGUCGGAUUUCCCAAACAGAACGGCAUCAGAGACGCGUCGCUGGUGUUACUCAAGGAAAAGAGCGGUCGAAUCAGUUUGCUUCGGGUACGUACGGAAAAUGUAAUACGAGCGAUGAUGUUGUAACCCCCGUUUCCCUGAAAAUACGGCGAAAAAGUAAUUUCAAAAAAAAAAAAAAAGCCGAACUUUUUUUUUUUCAUUUGUGAAAUCAGGACCCUCGUCACUCCCCGGAAUAGCGAUUUGCAGCACGGGGCCGCUAAUUUCAUUUAUCCAACCCCGUCUGCAUAUACAUUUAUUCCGGAACUUUCGAUAAAGUUCCGUCAUUUAUUUGGUACUUGUCUGUGCGAUGGGAUACAAACGAUAUAAACCUUUUCUCGGGGGAAUGGUGAAAGAGGCUAUUACGACUCGAACUUUCUCCCCCGAGAGUUUUUUCCCCCCUCCCCCCGUCUUUUUUUUUCCGCGACGUUACGGACACUGCAGAACAUCGUUUUAUCAAUGACGAUUCGAUUUCGUGUAUAUAUAUAUGUAUGUAUGUGUGUGUGUGUGUGUGUGUCUGUGUGUGUAUGUAUGUAUAAUGUAUAUACAAUCCAUCGGACGACUAUAAUCCGUGUUGUCGUACGGGCAAACUAAAAAGAAAACUAACAGUAUAAUCAUUCGGAUUUUAAUUGAAGAUUGAUAUUUCAGGAGCCCAUGUAUUUGGACCGAUGUGUAGUGUGCUGUGAAAGCGACUUGGACGAUUACUUCGAACUACACGAAAUCACCAGCAAGGACACGUACAUACUGAAAGUAAGUUUACAGAAAUUCGAUAUAGGUGCACGCCAUAUGACAAUAGUACACCCUGACCUCGCGCGAGUCUCCCGAGUUUGACGUGUUGUUCGGAAUGUUUCCUACGUAUGUUGCUUUGCUUUAGUCAUCGAUUUCCGGUCAGAGAAUAAGGCGGUCGUCGACGCGGAUGCGAAAAAAUGUUUACUAUUCUGUCAAAAUGCUUGUGAUGCUUCCAGCAAUGUACGUCGUUUAAAAGAAAAACGGCCGACACACUUGCCAUAUCCGUCACAAUGUUAUAAUGGAUUCGGUUGUUUGAAGUGGCCACCCUUUUGUUUAGGUUUUUAUCGUCACUAGUGUAUUCUAACGAGCGCCUCAACCCGUCAUGAAAUGGAUCAAAUCAACGAGCCUUUCUUAUUUUAAUAUAUGCAUGUGGUAUAGCAUUUUCAUCUUCAAUAAUGUAGUUUCGACCCCUUAAGACCACGCCAUCCAACACAAUUGUCACCAGUUUUGCCCUUCCAAUGUCGAGUGCCUCCGAUUCACACCGGGCUUUACUUUUUCCACGUCUUCCUAAACUGUCCGUGUUUACGGUAUGGGUGGCCUACCCGCUCGAGCCGCUUCAUAGCAAUGUGUUCCGUUGUCGGACACCAAUUCAUUUCUUCCCUAUUUUCCAGAUUUUCCAUUCUCCUGUAUAACCAUAUAUUUUCCUAAUGGCCUUUUUAUCAAAUACAACUGGUGGGUUCCCGUCGGUUAUCCGCAGCGUCCACGUUUGUGACCCAUAAGUUACACGGAGAUAUUUGCUAUAAAUCAUAAAGUCAUCAUAUCAGUUAUAAACACGGAAAGUAAGAGUUCGGGUCGCACUCUUAGUAAAUAUAGACAUCGGAUACAAUAAUAGUAUACAAAUAUCAUCAAAUAGCGCCUUGAUCGAAUUGAUCAAUCGCCUGGCAAUAAUGUCCCCGGGCCUUAUCUUCCAAGACUCCAUUAAAAACGGUUUGAAAAACGAGCAAAAUAGUUUAAAGAAUAAAAAAAAAAUUGAAACUGAUUUGAACUGUGCGCUUAACUGUCUGUUAAAUAUUUCGAAAAUUAACCGACGGUUUAUUAUUUUUCGACUGUUACAGGGCCAAGACGGCGAACAGACGAAAAUGUGGUACCGUCAGCUUCAGUACCACUGCCAGACCUUGGGAUGCUGGAGGAAAAGACGAAACGCGCUGGCCAACAUAAUGAUCAACAGGAAUUGUACGUAGACCUGCAACACGCCCAGAACCGAGAAUUCUACAUGAAAAAAAAUAAAUAAAUAAAUAAAAAUACAAUAUUACCAAAACAAAAAAGUUAUAAACGAACAAAACCCCGACCAUUCGCGUUACCAGUUUAUUUAACGAUUUAUUAUUAUUAUUUUUAUUAUUUUUUUUUUUUUUAAUCGUUAUAAAUUAUUUUAAAUAACACACGUUCUUAUUUUAGUGUGCAAAUGUGUAUUACGAUUUUACGUUUUAUUAUUAUUAUUAUUAUUAUUAUUAUUGUUUACUGGCGAUAUUUUACCCCGCGAUCGCCCAAUCUAAAUAUGAAAUUAAACGUAUGUACGAAACGAGUUGUAUUCGUUCGCGCAACGGGGGGGGGGGUAUAUAUAUAAUAUAUGUAUUUUAAAUUAUAUAAAAUUAUAAAAUUAUAAAAAAAAAUAAAAAAUAAAAUUGAAAUUAUUUAUAAAAAUAGUCGACAUUGUCGUUGUACGGCGAAUUCAAAAACCAAACACGCGGGAGGAGGGCAGGGGGGGGAGGGGCACGCGCGACAUUUCGGUCGAGACGAUACCGGACUGUUGUCGAGACUCUGCCGCGAUAUCAUUUUAACUAAUUUAUACUAUUAUAAUAAUGUAUUGUACUGUAUUGCUAUAAAGAUUAUUAGGAUAAUGUUCCUUUCUAUUAAUUAUUAUUAUUAUUAUUAUUAUUAUUAUUAUUAAUAUUGUUUUUUAUCGACGUUGUUUCAAUUUUAAACCGUAACAACAGCGUUGCGUUACAGUGCAUUUGUGCGUGACGCGUCGCAACCGCACGCGUUUACAUUAUUAUUGUUUACCGCAGUCGACUAGCUAUUUAUUUUUUAAUCGCUUGUAAUAAUUCGGAAUGCCGUUCGGACGGCAAUAAUUGCAUUGAGCAAAUAAUAAUAAUAAUAUUAUGUGUGUGAAUAUAUUUAUAUAUACAAUGUAUACAUGUUGUUAAUACGCGA